This is a messenger RNA of Auxenochlorella protothecoides, 840 nucleotides long. RefSeq names its product putative leucine-rich repeat receptor-like protein kinase IMK3. The transcript is spliced from 7 exons. The coding region runs from base 1 to 840 and encodes 279 amino acids. The record is from RefSeq and is a predicted model, not a curated record. Lineage: Eukaryota; Viridiplantae; Chlorophyta; Trebouxiophyceae; Chlorellales; Chlorellaceae.
AUGAGGGUCGCUCUUGCUUUCGCGGCCUUCCUCGUGUUCCUGGCCAGCUCCGUCAAUGCCUACACACACCCCGAAGAACGUAGGUCGCGAGUCGCGAGGCUGAUCGCCUUCCGCGACAAGUACAGGCCGGUGGGCUGGGGCUGGCAGUACGCCUUCCGCACCUGGAACUGUCCCACGCGCGCAAACAACAGCGACAGCGAGUGCGAUCCCUGCGGCCGCGAGUGGUGGGGGGUGAGCAAUGAUCGCAUCCCUGGGGAGGGCUGGGUCACUAACAUCCAUUUCUCCCUGACGGGGGCGGAGGGGACCCCUCCCCGGGACCUGUGUGGAUUCGUGCAUGCCAAGGAGUGGGACUUCAAGGUGUGCAACCUCAACGGCACCCUGCCCACCUACCUCGGAGGCGACGGCUCCUGCAUGCCGCUGCUGGAGGAAUGGGACUUCUCCCGCAAUCACAUGGAAGGUCCCAUCCCGGAGUCCGUGGGGACCAUCGAGAGGCUGGUACGCUUCAAGAUGCAGGGCAACAAGCUGACUGGGCCAAUCCCAGCCAACUUUGGGGACCUGAAGGCACUGGAGUGGAUCCGCGUCUUUGACAACAAGCUGUCUGGGACCUUUGGCGAGACCUUCAAAAAGGUGAACCCGCGGAUGACCCAGCUGGCCAUAGGCGACCUGUACAACUUUGCGGAGGUCAGCCUGCAGAAUGGCAACAUCACCUACCUGCCCAAGAUGUGCGGCAUGAUCCCAGUCGGCAUCCAAUUUGCCAAUGGCUACGACAUCGGCGGUUCUCCAGGCCUGGGUCUCCCCUGCCCAGAUGAGGUAGCAAACGGGUGGCCCAAUGCCCUUUGA